Peromyscus maniculatus bairdii (prairie deer mouse) is the source of this 2294-nucleotide messenger RNA. It is a transcript of the gene Spry1, whose product is annotated as sprouty RTK signaling antagonist 1. Gene Ontology annotation, biological process: multicellular organism development; negative regulation of Ras protein signal transduction; animal organ development. The record is from RefSeq and is a predicted model, not a curated record. Lineage: Eukaryota; Metazoa; Chordata; Mammalia; Rodentia; Cricetidae. Gene Ontology annotation, cellular component: cytosol; membrane.
GGUCCCAGCGUGGAGGUGGAGGUGGCGGCGACGCUGAAAUGCUGCGGAGCCCGCGCGCGAGUGCUCAGCACGCAGGAGUUUGCGGUGGCCCCGCAGCCAGAGCUCUGCGGGCUAAGGAGCGGCUGCGGGCGGCGUGCAUGUGCCGGGAAGGCCGGCCCUAGGCUCUGCACUAGGCAAGAGCCUGCCCUCUCUCCGAGGACCUGGCGAGAUCAGGAUUUCCGAUGCAUGCCAGGUUUCCGCUGACUGCCGGAACUGGAGAUCACUCCACAUGGAUCCCCCAAGUCAGCAUGGCAGCCACACUUCGCUAGUGGUGAUUCAGCAGCCACCGGCUCUGGAAGGGCGGCACAGAGUCGACUGUGACAGGGACACUCAGCCUGCUGCCAUUCUGUCCCUGGACCAGAUCAAGGCCAUCAGAGGCAGCAAUGAAUACACAGAGGGGCCUUCAGUGGUGAGAAGACCGCCUCCUCGCACGGCACCAAGACCCGAAAAGCAGGAACGGACUCAUGAAAUCAUACCAGCCAAUGUGAACAACAGCUACGAGCACCGACCUGCCAGCCACUCCGCCAAUGCCAGGGGCUCGGUGUUGAGCAGGUCGACCAGCACCGGAAGCGCAGCCAGUUCAGGGAGCAGCGGCAGCAGCAGCGCCACUUCUGAGCAGGGCCUGUUGGGAAGGUCUCCGCCCACCAGGCCCAUCCCCGGUCAUAGGUCAGAUAGGGUCAUCCGGACCCAACCCAAGCAGCUGCUUGUGGAUGACUUGAAGGGUUCCUUGAAAGAGGACCCCACCCAGCACAAGUUCAUCUGCGAACAGUGUGGCAAGUGCAAGUGUGGAGAGUGUACAGCCCCUCGGGCUCUGCCCUCCUGCCUGGCCUGCAACCGCCAGUGCCUUUGCUCGGCUGAGAGCAUGGUGGAAUAUGGGACCUGCAUGUGCCUGGUCAAGGGCAUCUUCUACCACUGCUCCAAUGAUGACGAUGGGGGCUCUUACUCAGAUAACCCGUGCUCCUGUUCACAGUCCCACUGCUGUUUCCGAUACCUGUGCAUGGGAGCUCUGUCUUUGUGCCUCCCCUGCUUGCUCUGCUACCCUCCCGCCAAGGGCUGCCUGAAGCUGUGCAGGGGUUGUUAUGACUGGACCCACCGCCCUGGCUGCCGGUGUAGAAACUCCAACACUGUCUAUUGUAAGCUGGAGAGCUGUCCCUCCAGGGCUCAGGGCAAGCCGUCAUGAUUUCUGGAGGUGGAUUAGACCUCCCGGAUGUCCAGCUUCCAAACUGUGGCUGUUAAGAAACGUGGUAUUUCUUCCCGUCGGUCUCUGAUGCUCCUCAGUCGGAGUGAACUGUGAAACUGCGCCCAGCUUGCUCCCACCCCACCUCAAGGGUUCUGGGAGCUGGGAGUGCCUCUGGAGCCUUUGUGUGCUGCAUCAGCUUUCCCACUGUGUCUGUGAGGAUGUAUGCACGCCCAGACUUGGCUGAGAGAUGUUUGGGGUCGGGUACUGUGGGAUCAGGGACUUGGUUUGGUUUAUUAAAAAGUAACCAUGUAAGUGCUUAAAUAAGCUAUAUAUUAAUCUGCCUCUGAUGAGAGCUAUCUUAGCCUCCCAUCCCCAAGUCCAAUGGGAGGGUCUACUUCUUAGAACACAGUUCGCUCCGCAACAGCUCACUGCCCUCCCCUUCCAGCCCUCGGAUUCUCCCCACAAUGCACUCUGGAGAUGCCAGUGGGUCAUCCCUCCUUACCACCCCUUUUUGCUCGUAGUUCUGGAUUCACUCUGCAGCGUGGGUCUUCACAUUAGAGAUGAUGUUGGCUAAUCCUUGCCCCACCUCUAGCGCCCCGUCUGUGAAGGACUUCCUUCCCUUCCCACCCCCACUUCACCGAGGGCUGUUGCUAACUGUAGUUGAAAUUCCUGUCUGAUCCGCCCCUGGGCCUCUCAGAGCUACAGCUCCGUAAGGUGCCUUUGGCCUCUGACUGCCCUCUUGACUCUUAACAGCUGGGUAUUUCCAAUCCUUCCUGUGUUUUCAUUGCCUUAACCACAAGUUGUGGUGCUCUUUGUAUAUUAUAUGUAUAAAUCACAAAGUUGAAUCCUGGCUAUUUUUAAGACAAAAGUCUGUUGAACUUUUUUUAUUGUAAAGAAUAUUUAUUAUGCGAAUCUCUAUUAUUUUAUGAUAUUUAUUGCAAAAGACUGUUGAAAUAUACUCAUGUCUGAUUAUAACAUAUCACUACUUCCUGAAAAACAAGGUGACUCGAAGAAAGUACAUAAAGUACAUAUAUGUUAACUACAAUGCAGAAAAUAUAUCAAUUAAUGAAACUGU